CCUCACUUCUCGUCCGCUUUCCGAAAAAAACAAGAGGAACUUAUCAAUUAUUAUUCGGCAAUUUUUUUUUUUUGCCUAUUAUUAUAAUAUACGUAUAGGUAUGUCUCUCUUAGUGGCGCAGUUAACCGAUAAAAUAUCGUAAGUACAAUGAUAUUGUAUAUUAUGUAACGUUACAGUAUAAUCUGAGAGUUGCGUUCCUCUGGUUCGUUUCGGCGUCGAUAAAUUCACGUGUAGGUAAAUUAUUAUUAUUAUUAUUAUUAUUAUUAUUAUUAUUAUUUUUUUUUUUCUUAUAAUAGCUACAAAAUCGAAAUUUCGAUAUUAACGUUAUUCAUGUUCGUUCAUAAUACUAAUAGUUAUUAAUAUUGUAUAGGUAACGGGUAUUAUAUUAUAAUACGAGUAUUAUAAAUAACGCCUAGUGCCUACCCGACACAUAUUAUUGUCGUAUUAAACGGCAGCUGCGCAGGUAUCGAGACUUCGGGCCCGGGCAAUUUAAACCGUUCCCGUGGACCAUGAAUUCCAUGGACAUCAAUCUGCUCAAGUUGGUUAGAAACGAAGAACAAAGCCGCCGUCAACUCGGGGCGUACCAUUCAGACGCCAGGAAUUUGACCGGCGAACGCGAAUGUUUGUUGUCGUCGUCGGACACCGCCGAAAAGGACGACGAUCCGGACGACAUUCGCAUAGAACGCCAUCACCGCAACAGCGUCAGACGCGAUGCGAACAAUCGAAAAACAACGAGAUUCUGAACCGUGCAAAUAUUGCAAGUAAUAAAUACACGGACGUAACUGUAUUAAAAUGAUGUGAUUGUAUGUAUGUCUACAACAAACUAUAUCGGCCUGUACGCUUAGGCGGCCCCACAAAAUUUUGACAAUUAUUAUUAUACACAAAUAGGCGCACGCAAUUUACACCUAAUAUACACCAAUAGGUACUUACCCCACUAGGGAUUUGUUUUUUUUUUCUUAUAUUAAACACUUGAGCAGCUUGCGUUACAUGUUAAUAUGAUUACGACGACAGAGGCGUAUAAUCGAAAAUUCAUGUAUUCUUGUUACCCAGUGUACAUUAUCAUGUUAUCCAUGUUGUAUUAUAAUUAUUGUAGAAGGCGUUCAAUGUUUAUCUGAUAAAAAUUAAAACUGUUAUGACAUUUUUUUUUUUUUUUUGUAUGGUGUUUUGAUCUGCUACCGGCCCCUCGUAUACCUACUGCAGUUCAUUUCGCUAGAUCGGUAACGGGGGUAAGGAAUUUUAUAUCAAUCGAAUCAUUUCGAAUUGGGGGUUUUGAUUAUUUUAUUUUUUUUUUAGAAAAAUCGGGGUCGCCGAAGUACACAUUUCUAUUUUUGAACCAAUUUUCAAAAUGUUAAACCCUGUACAAUAAAACUAAACUUAACGGAAAACAAAUAAUUGAGUCGACACAAUCAUAAAAUUCCACAUACCUAAUAGGCACGUAUUUUUAAUAAUUUAUAACGCAUUUACGUUAUAAAUCUGUUGCGAAAUCACGAAAAAAGGUUUUUUUUUAAUACAAUUUAUACGGGCGUAUUUAUCAGGCGAUUUCGAGUUACAAAAAAAGUUUAAACAACAAUAAUAUACUCGAAAAAAAAAUAUGACUAAUCUGGCGUUAAAAAUAAAUAUUUUCAUUUAAGAAAAAUAUACGUUGCGCAUGCGCACAUCGCAUGGAUUAAAAUAUUGAAAAUAGGUUAAACCGUGUAAAUUAGAACAUCCCCCUCCCAAAUCUUCUUAAAAAAAAACACCGAGUCGAUCCGGCUUGAAAAAGUCCGCGUUGCCAUUUGAACGAAUAAACACCGUAAUUAGGUAAUACAUUCAGUAAUAUUAUUUAAAAAUAUUGUUAUUAUCACAUAUCAGUAAACUAUUCACUAUUCAGUGUUAAAAUCCCUACCUAUAUAACACACGUAAUACAUAAUUUAUAGUUUCCAUUUGUGGGAUAUACUUUUAUUUGAAAAAUAAAACUGCUACCUAUGGUAUCUAUACACCCACGUAGUAUAUUUAUUUGCGUAGCACAUUUUAGCCAUCGCUGUCAUCUAUAAAUGUAAUUUUAUAACACCAGAUGUUAAACAAUUAUUAUAAUUAGUAUGUACGGUAU
This is a messenger RNA of Cinara cedri, 2089 nucleotides long. Lineage: Eukaryota; Metazoa; Arthropoda; Insecta; Hemiptera; Aphididae. The record is from the annotation of a GenBank genome assembly.